Messenger RNA from Metarhizium acridum CQMa 102, 297 nucleotides. RefSeq lists its product as uncharacterized. NCBI's taxonomy places the organism in Eukaryota, Fungi, Ascomycota, Sordariomycetes, Hypocreales, Clavicipitaceae. The record is from RefSeq and is a predicted model, not a curated record.
AUGAAGACUUUCGGUAUUGCUCUCACCAUCGCCGCCUUGGCCAUUAGAGCCAUUGCGGUACCUAACAAUGUCCGUGCUGCUGGCGAUGAGGCCUGGAAGGAGGCUAACCUUGGACGCCGAGGUGCUGGUGAUGAGGCUUGGAAGGAGGCCAACUUGGGUCGUCGUCGUGCCGGUGACGAGGCUUGGAAGGAGGCCAACCUCGGCAGGCGUGCUGCCGGAGAUGAAGCUUGGAAAGAGGCUAACCUUGGACGACGUGGCACUGGCGAUGAGGCCUGGAAGGAAGCCAACCUUGGCUAA